CACGCCGCCUGCCAGCCUCGGUGCUACGAGCGAAGCGCGGACCUUUCAACAAGAGCUUUAUUAAUUUUCACGCUGCGACCUAGGAAGGCUAUGGAGGUGGCUGCUAAUUGCUCUCUGCGUGUGAAGAGACCUCUGUUGGAUCCUCGCUUCGAGGGUUACAAGCUCUCCCUCGAGCCGCUGCCCUGUUACCAGCUGGAGCUUGACGCAGCUGUGGCAGAAGUAAAACUUCGAGAUGAUCAGUAUACACUGGAACACAUGCAUGCUUUUGGAAUGUACAAUUAUCUGCACUGUGACUCAUGGUAUCAAGACAGUGUCUACUACAUUGAUAACCUUGGGAGGGUUAUGAAUUUAACAGUGAUGCUGGACACUGCUUUAGGAAAACCACGAGAGGUGUUUCGACUUCCCACAGACUUGACAGCAUACGACAAUCGCCUUUGUGCAUCUAUCCAUUUCACAUCUUCUACCUGGGUUACCUUAUCAGAUGGAACUGGACGAUUGUAUCUCAUUGGUACGGGUGAACGUGGAAAUAGUGCUUCUGAGAAAUGGGAGAUUAUGUUUAAUGAAGAGCUUGGGAAUCCUUUUAUCAUAAUUCACAGUAUCUCAUUGAUGAAUACUGAAGAACAUUCAAUAACUACCUUACUUCUUCGAAUAGAGAAAGAAGAAUUGGAUAUGAAAGGAAGUGGAUUCUACGUUUCUUUGGAAUGGGUCACUAUCAGCAAGAAAAAUAAAGAUAAUAAAAAAUAUGAAAUCAUUAAGCGUGAUAUUCUCCGUGGAAAGUCAGUGCCACAUUAUGCUGCUAUUGAGCCUGAUGGGAAGGGUCUGAUGAUUGUCUCCUACAAGUCCUUCACAUUUGUACAUGUUGGUCAAGAUCUUGAAGAAAAUAAGAAUGAGAACAUGUCUGAGAAAAUCAAAGAACCUCUGUAUUACUGGCAACAGACUGAAGAUGAUUUGACAGUAACAAUACAGCUUCCAGAAGGCAUUUCUAAGGAGGACAUUCAAGUACAGUUUUUGCCUGAUCACAUCAACAUUGUGCUGAAGGGUCAGAGGUUUUUGGAAGGAAAUCUCUAUUCAUCUAUUGAUCAAGAAAGCAGUACAUGGAUGAUUAAAGAGAAUAAAAGCUUGGAGAUUUUCUUGACUAAAAAGAAUGAAGGACUAACAUGGCCAGAGCUAGUGGUCGGUGAUAAACAAGGAGAGUUUAUAAGAGACUCAGCCCAGUGUGCUGCAAUAGCUGAACGUUUGAUGCACUUGACCUCUGAAGAACUGAAUCCAAAUCCCGAUAAAGAAAAACCUCCUUGUAAUGCUCAAGAGUUAGAAGAAUGUGAUAUUUUCUUUGAAGAGAGCUCCAGUUUAUGCAGAUUUGAUGGCAUUACACUAAAAACUACUCAUGUGGUGAAUCUUGGAAGCAACCAGUACCUUUUCUCAGUCAUAGUGGAUCCUAAAGAAAUGCCCUGCUUCUGCUUACGCCAUGAUGUUGAUGCCCUGCUCUGGCAGCCACACUCUAGCAAACAGGAUGAUAUGUGGGAGCACAUUGCAACUUUCAAUGCUUUAGGCUACGUCCAAGCAUCAAAGAGAGACAAAAAAUUUUUUGCCUGUGCUCCAAACUACUCGUAUGCAGCCCUGUGCGAGUGCCUUCGUCGAGUGUUCAUCUACCGCCAGCCCACGCCCAUGUCCACUGUACUUUACAACAGAAAGGAAGGCCGGCAAGUAGGGCAGGUUGCUAAGCAGCAAGUAGCAAGCCUAGAAACCAAUGAUCCUAUUUUAGGCUUUCAAGCAACAAAUGAGAGAUUAUUUGUUCUCACUACCAAAAACCUCUUUUUAAUAAAAGUAAAUACAGAGAACUGAUCACCCCAACAUGUUGGCUUCUCUGUACUGGGAAAAGUAGUCAGUGGUAGCCAGGAAGCUUAGUAGUUAUACUGUAGCCUAUUAAGUUUUACUAUGUUAAAUAAAUUAUCUUCUAUGGAUUGUUUUAUUUUUAAAGGAAAUUGGAAAUAUAUUCAAGAGAUUAUGAUUCUAUAAAAGCUAAUGGAAUGAAGCUGCAAACUUAGAGAAAAUUCACUUCUGUAAAAAAAUGUAAAGUAUUAGAAUGAUUUUUUUUAAAAGUCUGGAAUUUCAUCUUUUAUAUGAAAGAUGUACAAUUCAGUGUUUAAAAAUAAAAAUAUUUAUCACGUA
Hyaena hyaena (striped hyena) is the source of this 2169-nucleotide messenger RNA. RefSeq names its product NudC domain containing 1 (gene NUDCD1). The transcript is spliced from 10 exons. NCBI's taxonomy places the organism in Eukaryota, Metazoa, Chordata, Mammalia, Carnivora, Hyaenidae. The coding region runs from base 91 to 1842 and encodes 583 amino acids. The record is from RefSeq and is a predicted model, not a curated record.